AUGUCAGCGCUCAAACGCAAGGCCGGUGCCUCUGCAGGCAACGACUCGAAAAAGUCCAAAGCAGAUGGUAAUAUCGCUUCCUUUUUUGCUGCAGCACCCAAGCCUGCUGCUGGGACUGCCUCUGCCUCUGCCUCUGCCUCUGCUUCUGCACCAGCCGCCAAGUUUGACAAGACCAAAUGGGUGGAGUCUCUAAAGCCAGAGCAGAAAGAGCUUUUGCAGCUCGAAAUCGAUACCCUUGACGAAAGCUGGUUGGGGCAUCUCAAGGAUGAACUUGUUUCCAAAGAAUUUCUUGACCUGAAACGGUUCAUCGACAGGGAGAUCACCUCUGGUCGCAAAGUGUUUCCUCCUAGGGAUGAUAUCUACUCAUGGUCCCGCCAUACUCCCUUCAGCAAUGUCAAAGUCGUCAUCGUUGGCCAAGAUCCUUACCACAAUGACAACCAAGCUCACGGACUGGCGUUCUCGGUUCGGCCCCCGACUCCCGCGCCACCCUCUCUCAAGAACAUGUACAUUGCUCUCAAGAAGGACUAUCCCACUUUCGAGCCACCGCCAAACCGCGGAGGUCUCCUCACACCCUGGGCAGAACGUGGUGUCCUCAUGUUGAACACUUGCCUUACAGUCCGAGCUCACGAGGCCAACUCCCACUCUAACAGAGGUUGGGAAAGGCUUACACAAAAGGUCAUCGAUAUAAUUGCCCAGAAAAGGACGAGGGGCGUGGUGUUCAUGGCUUGGGGAACACCGGCUGGUAAGCGAGUGCAAAAGAUCGACCGCGUCAAGCAUCUCGUGCUGCAGAGCGUCCAUCCCAGUCCUCUCAGCGCAUCCCGUGGUUUCUUCGACUGCAAUCAUUUCAAGAAGGCCAACGACUGGCUCGUAUCGCGAUACGGACCCGAUGGAGAGAUCGACUGGGCGCUGGGACCUGGCUCAUCUACCAAGACCCCUGUCAAGGAGUCCGAUGCUAACGAGGCCAAGGUGGCUGAGAAGAAGGCCGAGGCUAUUGAGAAGUCCAAGCCCGAGGCUGUCAAGAAGGUCGAGGAAGACAAGGAAAACGAUGUUGACUUCGACGAGGAUGAGGAGGCCUUAGAAGAGGCCCUCAGGUUAGCCGAGGAAGAGGAGAAAGAAAAGAAAAAGUAA
Molecule: messenger RNA, 1128 nt
Organism: Fusarium poae
Lineage: Eukaryota; Fungi; Ascomycota; Sordariomycetes; Hypocreales; Nectriaceae
Exons: 2
Coding region: 1-1128 (375 amino acids)
Biological process (GO): base-excision repair; base-excision repair, AP site formation via deaminated base removal
Cellular component (GO): nucleus; mitochondrion
Molecular function (GO): uracil DNA N-glycosylase activity
Source: RefSeq, a predicted model, not a curated record